AUGGACAAAGGUUUGAGCUUGAAGAUAGAAUUGAUUCAUAUCGAAGCUAACACCACAAUAGAGAUGAAACAGUUUGUGCUCCCUGAAGAGCCAACGUUUGCCUACUGCACUCCCACCGUGCCGGAAACUUGUAUGAAAGCCGUCAAGGAUCUGGACAAGUAUUUAGAGACGGAAGAGCCCUACGAUGGUGUCAUUGGAUUCAGCUUGGGUGCAACCUUCAUAUUGUCAUGGAUGGUGAAGAAAAUCCAAGAAAAAAAGCAGGGUCAGUCCGCAGAGCUACCCUUCAAAGUCGGCAUCUUUUUCUCCAACGCAGGUCGGCUCUUGGAAUACAAUGAUACAAUCGAGCAAUCCGUGACCCCCUUGGAUCUUGCUGAGAUUGAUGGAAUCAUCGACAUACCAACGGCCCACAUUUGGGGUACUAGAGACCCCGACCAGCUGAAUGCUCAACUGGCGAGCCAGGCCUGCGAUGAAGAUACUAGAUCCGUUUUCGUUCACGAAAGAGGACAUGAAGUCCCGAUGUCUCCCGAGAAUGUGAUAUCGGCAGCCAAAGUCAUAAACAGGGCGAUUACAAGGGCCCAGGGCUUUGUUUGA
Penicillium brevicompactum is the source of this 591-nucleotide messenger RNA. RefSeq lists its product as uncharacterized. The record is from RefSeq and is a predicted model, not a curated record. Gene Ontology annotation, cellular component: cytoplasm; nucleus. The coding region runs from base 1 to 591 and encodes 196 amino acids. NCBI's taxonomy places the organism in Eukaryota, Fungi, Ascomycota, Eurotiomycetes, Eurotiales, Aspergillaceae. The transcript has a single exon.